CAGUGUUUUGGUUGGUCUUAAAGUGCAGAGGUGAACGCAAAAUUUAGGAAAUACUUUAAAAAAAUCUGAUUUCAGCUCUUUUCCGAGGCAGGAUUCCGGACACGCACCGAAAAUGGCAUCCUCCAAUACCGGCGGCGUUACGCCGAUGACUAUUACGGGCCGCAUGGUCCGCGAACGGGAACGUAUCCUCGGGAUGACACCGGAGGAACGGGCCUGGCGUGCUCAGUGGCUCAAAGAUCAGCAACUGUCGCCCAAUGAGCCGCGACACGUGCCGGAAUAUUGGAAAGAACGACUGAAUCCCAUUCGACGCGUUUACCGGGCCCCUCUAGAUUUGGUCCAGAAAGCCCUGACACCGGUCAUUGGAGGUAAAUGGGCUGGCGCUGUCCGUUUUUGGACCGGAAAAGUUGGUUUGAUAGCGUUUUCCAUUUAUGCCGGAGCUUACUAUUUUAAGUACAAUCAAAAUGAUUGGACCCGCAAAGGUGGCUGGCGAGUGAUACACUCUCGCAAAGCCGUUUUCCCCGGUGAUGAAGGCUAUCCCAACUUCCCUCAGCGUAGCGGUCCGCAAGAUUAUGCUGCUCGUGGAUUCAAGCAGUCGCCGAUUUAAAUUGGCGGUAUCUUCUUUUAUUAGGUGGAUUUACAAUUACUUGAGUUAUGUCUGGUUAGCUGCAGCUGGAAAAUAUAGCAAUCAAAUAUGAAAAUGCCGGAAAUGUUCGGAUCAUUCAAAAA
Molecule: messenger RNA, 726 nt
Organism: Uranotaenia lowii
Lineage: Eukaryota; Metazoa; Arthropoda; Insecta; Diptera; Culicidae
Gene: ND-B17
Product: NADH dehydrogenase [ubiquinone] 1 beta subcomplex subunit 6
Exons: 3
Coding region: 113-604 (163 amino acids)
Biological process (GO): mitochondrial electron transport, NADH to ubiquinone
Source: RefSeq, a predicted model, not a curated record